Paramecium tetraurelia is the source of this 792-nucleotide messenger RNA. RefSeq lists its product as uncharacterized. The record is from RefSeq and is a predicted model, not a curated record. NCBI's taxonomy places the organism in Eukaryota, Ciliophora, Oligohymenophorea, Peniculida, Parameciidae. The transcript has a single exon.
AUGGGUUGUCUCUUAUAAACGAUGAAAUAAAGAAAUUAUUAGGUUGUUCAUGGAUAUAAAGAUGGUUAGCAAGAAUAAAAUGCCAAAAAUGUUGACAGUUAAUAAAUAAUUGAAUAAGUUGUACAUCUCGAAGUACCAUUGAUACAAGAGGAUAUCUCAGAUUUGUUAACUGAUAGUUCUCUUGACAAUUAAGAAAUUUAACUAAUUGAUGAAUCUAUCAGAUUAAGAAAAAUUAAACUAAUGAAAAUAAAAGAUCCUGAAAAAUUCAAAAGACGUAAUUCAUUACCAAAUCCAAAUAAAAUUGACACAGAAUAAAAAAAAAUAAGAAGAACCUUUUCAUAGGAUUAGAUAGUAAAUAGUAGUAUUUCUAUUAAUAAUUUGUAUUAUUAAAAAUUCCUAAGUUAAUAUAAAGCAUAUGAUUAACCUUAAGAUGAAUAGAAACAUUAUCUUCCUUAAAAUAUAGAGCAAACUGAUUUAGAAAUUAGCGAAGAAAAUUUUUCUUAAGAGAAUUCUUUCUCGUCUAUGAAAUAAUUAGUUUCCUUAUGCAAAUAUUGUACAAAAGAAAUUUAGGAAGAUGAAUACUAACUUGAAUGUUUUCAUUGUUAUCAUGCAAAAUGUUUAGAAGAAUUAAUACUAAAUAAAAUUGAAGAAGACUAAUCUUUAAUUAGUUGUAUAUGCCAUUAAUCAAUCAAGACAAAACUAAUAAAAUAAAUUCUAUGUAUAAAUAAUGAAGUAAAAUACUUAAAGUUGUUAGAAAAUUAAAUCACAGUUUUGAAUUCAACAUUAUAAUGA